Molecule: messenger RNA, 1002 nt
Organism: Aspergillus thermomutatus
Lineage: Eukaryota; Fungi; Ascomycota; Eurotiomycetes; Eurotiales; Aspergillaceae
Product: Kelch repeat protein
Exons: 2
Coding region: 1-1002 (333 amino acids)
Molecular function (GO): protein binding
Source: RefSeq, a predicted model, not a curated record
AUGGCAGCUACCCAAGUCACCGGAAAAUGGACCAAAGUCCUCGACGCAGAGGUUCUUCAACGUUCAUCCCAAGUACUUGCUGUUGUUGAUAACGUGGCCCACGUUUUUGGAGGAGAGCUGAGACCCCGCGAACCCCGCGAUAAUGACGUGCAUACCAUCGCACUGGAUGGCACGAGCUCGACGUUAAGUGUUGCCAAACCGUCAACAUCACAGGUCCCCUCCCCACGAGUGGGAUCCGCCUCCGCAACCCUCCGCCAGAAGAUCUACCUCUUCUCCGGCCGCGGCGGCAUCGCCAUGGCCCCCAUCGACGAAGACGGCGCAAUUUGGGAAUUCGAGCCCCAGACUUCAGCCUGGACACUCAUCGCCCCCGCGUCAGCAACCCACCCCCCAGCCCGCAGCUACCACAGCAUGACCAGCGACGGCAACGACACGCUCUACCUGCACGCAGGCUGCCCCGAAAGCGGCCGUCUCUCCGACCUCUGGGCCUUCCGGCUCUCGACCCGGGAAUGGACGCCGCUGGCUUCUGCGCCGGGCCCUGCGCGCGGGGGUACCUCGAUCGCCUUCGCGGAGGGCGUGUUGUACCGGAUGAAUGGAUUCGAUGGGAAGACCGAGCAAGGCGGCAGUGUGGACGUGUAUUCUCCGGAAGCGAACGCCUGGUCGUCGUAUCGGUUUGUUGCUGAUGGGGUGAGUGGGCCCGAGGCACGGAGCGUGGGCGCUCUGCUUCCUGUGCGGAUUGGUGGUCGGGUGUCGCUGGUGACGCUGUUCGGCGAGAGAGACCCUAGCGCUUUGGGGCAUCAGGGGGCGGGGAAGAUGCUGGAUGAUGUGUGGGUGUUUGAUGUGGAGGAACGGUCCUGGAAGAGAGUAGAUGCGCAGGGCGCUGAGGCCCCCUAUGCUCGCGGAUGGUUUGCUGCCGAUGUGCACGGCGAGAAUGCGAUUGUCGUGCAGGGAGGGUUGGAUGAGUCGAAUGGGAGGUUGGGUGAUGUUUGGAUUCUCUCGUUCUAG